ACAGAAUACAGAUGUGUGUUUUGAACGGAGAUGAGCUGAGUCCCCUAAGCACAGCUUGCCUGCUUUCUUUGCAGUGGCUCCUCUUUUCUGGAACUGGUUGCCCAACAACACUCACUCUGGUCCGAUGUACGGGAAUCUGAUUUGGCCAAGGGCUCCAUUGACAGAGCAAAUAGUAGUGGGUACAGCAGACACCUUUCUCUGGUACCUCUUAAAAUUGGAAAUAUCUUUGAGCUGAAGUUAAUAGCUUUGAUGUGAGCUGAGCUCUGAGAAGGUGGCAGAUGUGUGAGCACCAGAGCCAGGUCCGUUCAAGAUGCCCUUCCUGGGGCUCGUCCAGCCUGGCUCUUCUCACGAUCUCAGUGCUCCACUGGGCAUCAUGGACCAAGGCGCACCACCUUACAGCAACAACCCUGAGAACCAGCUGCCCACUGAGCAUGUAUGCUGCUAUUGCAGAAUCAUGAAAUACGGUGACAGGGAGAUCAAGCAGGACUUCAUUCGCCAGGUUUUCGUUCUGCUGACUGUCCAGUUACCUGUGGUUCUCAUCAUGACGGACAUGCUUCGCUUUGUGAGGCGAUUUAAGUCAUAUGUGGCAACUUAUGCCUGGAUCAUCGGUGCCCCUAUUGCUGUAUUCUUCAUCUCCCUCAUGGUCCUCAUCUGGUUUGGAAAGAUCCGGAUAAAGAACCCGUGGGACCUCAUUGCUCUGCCCAUUCUCAUCCUCAUCUUCAAGAACAUACACAACAUAAUACCGAUCCCCUACAGCAAUGAGGAUAUCUUGAUCCCUUUGGGCAUCACUGCUGCCUUACUCCUUGUUGUUCUGAUCUUCUCCAUCAAGAUCAAGUGCAACGUCACCUCAUACUUUUGGGUGCUGUUUGCUUUCCUGAUGGCCCUCUUGACCACUGAGAUCCUUUCCACUUUCAUUCAGACCUACAUCCUGGAUAUUAUCUUCAGUUUCCUCGAAGUCCUCCUCUUCACCUGCCUCCUGGCCCUGACCACCCAGCUGAUCUGGGAGAAUAGGUUGCAGACUUUAAGCAACUUUGAGUACACCUUGGCAGCCGGCACUUUUUUCUUCAUCACUCUUCUCAUGUACUUUGACAUCCUAAAUAUUGUCAUCGUCCUUAAGGAUUAAUAGGCACUCCCUCUCUGUCCUGGCCCCCCAUCCCUCCAGCAUUGAAUGCCUUCCUUAACAAGCCCCAGCUUUGGCUAUGUUUUUCCUCCUCUGUAGAGGUCUUUUGUGCAGAAACGUAAGGAUUCCUGGCCAUUGGAGCCCCUGGACCCUCUGCACGCCCUGCCUUGCCUCCUGUUUUCCUUUCUCUCCCCUUCCUUUUGCGGUGGGGCUCUGUACUACUGCAUCCAAAGCUAUGACCACUGUGCUCCUGGGCUGGCCUCAACCCCAAACUGUACACACACACACACACACACACACACCCCUCCUAAUAAAGGUGAGAAUGCACGGGAUACCAGCAGGCCUUCAUUUUGUCUUUCUGUGAAAAGAGAGAGAAGGUGCUUUCCAGAGCUGCAUGGUGGAUCCUCUGGCCAGCAAAUCUCUGAAGGGACACUGUGUGCUCUCACAAGAACAUCAUGAGUUUAGAAUACAUGCAAGAAGGAAAGACACACUUUAUUGCUGUGUGGGUCUAGCCACAAGCCUGUGUAGCUGCCAGGAGUUUUUAGUCUAUAUUUUAUAGGAUUACCCGGAAGCAAGGGCGGCUUCUCUCCCAGCCAGUCCAGAGUAGGCAGUGCUGCUUCUUGGUUUAGUUUAUAUUCCUAUCCUUACGGAAAAGAGGGGAAAUAGACGUUUUCUGCAAACAGCUUCUGGCACUAGUGAAAGCACAGAUUUCUCACCUGAGGAAGUAUCAGCCAGCAUCUAUGACCUUUAAUAAUGUAUUUACCAUGACUCUGCAAUCUCCAUUCUGAAUGAACAGCCGUCUGGAAUUUCUUGCUUCCAUGUGAGAAACUGCAUGCCUUGGAAGUAAAAUAAAGCCUUGAA
Molecule: messenger RNA, 1981 nt
Organism: Hemicordylus capensis (graceful crag lizard)
Lineage: Eukaryota; Metazoa; Chordata; Lepidosauria; Squamata; Cordylidae
Product: protein lifeguard 1-like
Exons: 8
Coding region: 311-1123 (270 amino acids)
Biological process (GO): negative regulation of apoptotic signaling pathway
Cellular component (GO): membrane; Golgi apparatus; endoplasmic reticulum
Source: RefSeq, a predicted model, not a curated record